AUGGAGGGAACAGGGAUGGGACCGCGUGGCACAGCCUCGGUGGCUAUGGGACUGUGGGUCUUUGUGACGGCGGUCUUGGCGUUGGACCCUGACGACGUGGUGGUGCCUGGUCGCUGUGUCCUCUCUCACUACCGCUCCCUGGACCCUCAGGCGCUGGUGGCCGUCAAGGCGCUGAGGGACCACUAUGAGGAAGAGACGUUGAGCUGGAGGCCACGCAACUGCUCGUUCCGCUUGAGGAGGGACCCUCCGCCGCCGUCGUCCUGUGCGCGGCUCCGCCUGGUGGCCCGCGGCCUCGCCGACGCCCAGGCGGUGCUGAGCAGCCUGCCGAGCCCCGAGCUGUUCCCCGGCGUCGGCCCGACCCUGGAGCUGCUGGCGGCCGCGCGGCGGGACGUGGCGGCCUGUCUGGAGCUGGUCCGGCCAGGCUCCGGGAGGAAGUCCCUGCGGCCGCCCAGGAGGCGUCACAGAGCUGACUCGCCUCGAUGCCACGAAGCCACCGUCAUCUUCAACCUGCUGCGCCUGCUCGCGUGGGACCUGCGGCUGGUGGCGCAUUCGGGGCCUUGUCUGUGA
Phacochoerus africanus (Common warthog) is the source of this 567-nucleotide messenger RNA. Its product is annotated as interferon lambda-4-like. The record is from RefSeq and is a predicted model, not a curated record. Bases 1 to 567 code for a protein of 188 amino acids. Gene Ontology annotation, molecular function: cytokine activity. Lineage: Eukaryota; Metazoa; Chordata; Mammalia; Artiodactyla; Suidae. Gene Ontology annotation, biological process: positive regulation of immune response; cell surface receptor signaling pathway via JAK-STAT; innate immune response. The transcript has 6 exons.